AUGGUUGUAUUUAUUCAUGAAUUCGAUGUUCUCAAAGGGAACACACUAUCAUGGACUAACGGAAAUGCGGAAGCUCUAGAGGGUUUAGAAUUUACAGUGUUACCAUCGGGUAUUCACUUGAGAGAAAGGGAUACAAUUUAUUUCCAGUUCAAUGGAAAAUCUGGACUUGCAGUAUUCAGACAGAACAGUCUUGAUCUAGAUGCUUCGCAGCAUCAUAUUGAUAGGUCUCAAGUGAAAAUGUUCAGUUUUGGGACCUUAUUUGACGAAAAAAUGGACUAUGAGCAACUAUCGCUGUAUGAGAAGGGUAUGAAAACGGCUCUGGAAGAAUGGUGGGAAGAUCAUGACUACAAUGUUCUUGAGAAAUGGGAUGCUAAGCGGAACCACGAUGAAAUUUCCAGCUUCAACUUCAAUGAUACUUGCGUAGAGGUCGGGCCAAUUGUCUUACAACUUUGGCGCUGCGCAUUACUUCACAAUAGGGUGCUUGUACUUAACAAAGGCGUAGAAGUGAAGAAAUGCAAUAUGCUUUGUCAUCUGAUAACAACAAUGGGGAAAUUAGAACAAAGCGUUUACGAUAACGAGAUGACAAUUACAAUGCUAAACACUGAAAAAUACAAAAGUUCGGAGUCAUGGUGUGCAACUACUAGUGAUGAAAUUCUCAUGUAUGAGACAGACCUUUAUGACAAACUUGUGAUCUGGGAUGCUACCGGAAUACAUCUUAGAGAUCAUGACCACGAAGUUAAGUGUAAUGAAGUGGAUUUUAGCAUAUACAAAUCAUUGACAUCUGAUGACUUGAGCAAGUUCAAUUAUCAGUAUGAAUCGUCAAUCAUAUGGUCAAAAUUAAUAAUCGAUGGUCUCUUUUUGAUAUUCACCGGUAACAUGUACAAACCUUGGUAUCAUGUUGAAAUAGAGCCAGUGGAAAACCCAGACUUUUACCGUUACUUCGUAGAAAGAACACGGCGCAUAUAUUCUCAAUCAAAGACAAUAAUCGAAAACAAUCCGGAUCAAGACACUAUUUACCAAGGGGCUAGCAUUUUGACUACCUUCCAAUUGGAUUAUUUCCAUGACGCAGAAUUUCUUCGCCAACUAACUCAACAAUGGUUUGGAAAACCUAUUAUACCCAACUAUAUAGACCUAAGUUUCUUAUUUUAA
Kluyveromyces marxianus DMKU3-1042 is the source of this 1149-nucleotide messenger RNA. RefSeq names its product Anr2p (gene ANR2). The coding region runs from base 1 to 1149 and encodes 382 amino acids. Lineage: Eukaryota; Fungi; Ascomycota; Saccharomycetes; Saccharomycetales; Saccharomycetaceae. Gene Ontology annotation, cellular component: lipid droplet. The transcript has a single exon. The record is from RefSeq and is a predicted model, not a curated record.